AUGAUCCGCGGCCGGGGCCUGGCAGUCACCCACCGGCCGGGCCGGAAGUCCUUUCGCCCCGUCGCUGCGGCUCAGAGAGCACCGCGCUGCGCAAAAUCCCUCCGCGAGUGCCGAGGGGACACCGCGGCGCCCAACGUCGUGGCGCGGAUCUCGCAGUGGGCGGACGACCACCUGCGCCUCGUCCGGAAUAUCAGCACUGGAAUGGCCAUAGCUGGAAUGAUGUUACUUCUAAGAAGUGUUCGACUGACAUCAAAAUUUACAAGCUCUUCAGAUAUUCCAGUAGAAUUUAUAAGAAGAAAUGUUAAACUACGUGGACGAUUACGCCGAAUAACUGAGAAUGGUUUAGAAAUUGAACACAUUCCUAUUACUUUACCUAUUGUAUCUUCAUUGAGAAAAGAGCCGUGUGGCUCUUUGCUGGUUAAGCUGGCGGGAGUAGAACUCACCGAAACUGGGAAGGUGUGGUUACAAAGAGAACUGAAGCCUUCCCAGUUACUGUGGUUCCAGCUUCUCGGAAAGGAGGAUUCAGCACUCAUUUGCUACCUUUUAGUGAAUAAGGGUGGAUAUUUUAAUGUGAGCCUGAAUGAAGAAAUUUUGAGAAGAGGCCUUGGCAAAACUGUUCUUGUUAAAGGGCUUAAUUAUGAUUCUAAAAUCUAUUGGAAAAUUCACAGAAACUUACUUAAAGCUGAAUUAGCAGCCGUGAAAAAAGGAGAAGGGAUAUGGAAGGAAGAAUCAAAAGAAAGUUACUUGGAAAAAUUCAAAGAUUCCUGGAGAGAAAUAUGGAAAAAGGACAGUUAUUUAAAGACAACUGGACCUGAUUUCAACUUGAAAAAAGAAAGUUAUUAUGACAUACUUAGAAGGACUUAUGAAGUAUGGAAAGAAAACAUGAAUAAUUAUUCCUUAAUAUUGAAGUUCAGAGAACUUAAAAGUCGCAUACACUUUCGUAGAAAAGGGUGAACUAUCCAAGAGGUCUAGAGGUGACCUACUCCAAAGAGUAAAAUAUGUAAAUAGAUGGACAUUUUUCAUUGAGUUGAAAUGGAAAUUACCUCCAAUGAUCAAAGGUAAUGACAUUUGAAGGUUAAAAUAAGAUGAUUAUUAUAAUAUUAGAUUUAAUUC
Molecule: messenger RNA, 1113 nt
Organism: Carlito syrichta (Philippine tarsier)
Lineage: Eukaryota; Metazoa; Chordata; Mammalia; Primates; Tarsiidae
Gene: MISO1
Product: chromosome unknown C3orf33 homolog
Exons: 6
Coding region: 1-954 (317 amino acids)
Source: RefSeq, a predicted model, not a curated record